Messenger RNA from Rotaria sp. Silwood2, 540 nucleotides. The record is from the annotation of a GenBank genome assembly. Lineage: Eukaryota; Metazoa; Rotifera; Eurotatoria; Philodinida; Philodinidae.
AUGUUAUAUCAAUACUUUUAUCUCUAUUACAACUUUCCAUCUGCGUUUGAAUUUAACGAAAAAUUAUUAAUAACAAUAGCCGAUAAUCUUUACUCAUGUCAAUAUGGUACAUUUUUACUUAAUUCUGACAAAUUACGUACUGAUAUGAAAGUAUCUGAAUAUACGAUGUCAGCAUGGACACCUAUAUUACGUGAACGUUCAUUAUAUUUAAAUCCAUUUUAUACUGACAAAUCUGAUAAAGUUUUAAUACCAAAUAAUUCAUCGCGUCAUAUUAAAUUAUGGAAAAAUUAUUAUUGUCGUUAUAUGCCUGGUUAUCGUUCGACAUUGGAUGUUUUAACACAACGUUAUACAACGUUACUUAAUUUACGUAAAAAAUUUACAGAUGAAUUUAAUCAUAUUCGACAAGAUGGUGAACAACAACAACCACCACGAAUAUUACCUGGUGCACUUUAUCAAAGUCCAUUGGCAACUACAUUAACAAAUAUUUCAACACAAUCGAAAUCAAAUGUUGCUCAAGCAUCAGCAACAUUCAUGACAUAG